AUGAAAUGGUUCCACAAGGCGCUGCAAGUCGUGAACCAUAUUACAUUCAAGCUGGUGAUAUUGUCCGUCCGUUCGGUGUCGUUUUCGAUCCUGUUUUGUUUUCUCAAGUUAGAACCAUCCACGAGUGUGACGUUGUCCAGUCUUCCCAUACGGUGCUCCCGCAUCAGCCUGAUUCCAGGUGGAAAAUGGAAUUCCACGCGCUCAUAUGUAAUCGCUGCCUGGCCGGCUCCGACAAUUGGCAAUAGGGGGAACCUUAGGCUUGGGGGCGUCAUGCUUGUCUCACAAGUAUUUUUAGCACUGCGUCGCGCCGGGAGGGCGGGCGUCAAUCGAUGGCGAUUUGUGCGAUUUGUGCAAAGACGAGCUCGUCACACUGUCGAUGUGGGUAGGCACACGAUGAGCUUUGGUGGCGACAAGGCGGCAUUAGUGUCAAGUUACUUGCAGCCUGUCAGCAGUUCUGGGGCUGUGUACUCGGUCGUGCAGGUCGAAAGCCAAGCGGCCAAGCCGCCAGGAUAG
Molecule: messenger RNA, 513 nt
Organism: Cordyceps militaris CM01
Lineage: Eukaryota; Fungi; Ascomycota; Sordariomycetes; Hypocreales; Cordycipitaceae
Exons: 4
Coding region: 1-513 (170 amino acids)
Source: RefSeq, a predicted model, not a curated record